Lucilia cuprina (Australian sheep blowfly) is the source of this 540-nucleotide messenger RNA. Its product is annotated as larval cuticle protein 2-like. The transcript has 2 exons. The record is from RefSeq and is a predicted model, not a curated record. Lineage: Eukaryota; Metazoa; Arthropoda; Insecta; Diptera; Calliphoridae. Gene Ontology annotation, molecular function: structural constituent of chitin-based larval cuticle. Gene Ontology annotation, cellular component: chitin-based extracellular matrix. The coding region runs from base 79 to 438 and encodes 119 amino acids.
AAAGGAACAAUUUUGAAUAAAUAGCUUCAAUUUAUCAGAAUUUAGCAUCAAUUGGAAUAAACACCAAACAUCUACAACAUGUUCAAAUAUUUGCUUAUUGCUGCCCUCUUGGCCUGUGCCUAUGCUGAAUCCGAUGAGGUUCAUGCUGAAGUUAAGGUUUUGGAUUCUGAUGUUCGUCCCGAUGGUUUCGAAUACCAUUUAGAAACUUCUAAUAGCAUUAACACCGGUGCCAGUGGUGAUGAACACGGCAAUAUCCAUGGUCAUUAUGAAUACACCUCUCCUGAAGGUGAACACAUCAAGGUUGAAUAUGUUGCUGAUGAAAAUGGUUAUCAACCCAGCAGUAAUGUUUUGCCUACACCUCCCCCUGUACCAGCUGAAAUUGUUAAGGCUUUGGAAUAUUUGCGUUCUCAUCCUGCUUUCGAGGAGAAACAUCAUUAAAAAAACGAAUAAGUUUAUACUAAGCGAUUGUUGAAUAGGAGAACAUUUUGGAUGAAGUUCAUAUUGAGCGAUCGUUGAAUAAAAGAACAUUUUGAAAAAAUC